UUCUCCAUAAAAUUCAACUUAAAAGAAGCUUCACUUCUCAAGCUCCUCUUGUGAAGUGCUCCAUUCAAAAAAUAGAAUGGAGAAAAUGGCUUCUUCAAUAGCUCAUCUUCUUGCACUUAGUGCAAUACUUGUUGUACUUUUUUCAUCAGCACAAGCUGAAGUACAAGGUUCAUUUGAUGACAAUUUUAGCAAAAGCUGUCCUGAAACACAUUUCAAGACUUCUGAAGAUGGACAGAUCUGGUAUUUAUCAUUGGACAAGAAAGCAGGAUGUGGAUUUAUGACCAAGGAGAAAUACAGAUUUGGGUGGUUCAGCAUGAAGUUGAAAUUGGUGGGUGGUGACUCUGCUGGUGUUGUGACUGCUUACUAUAUGUGCACAGAAGAUGGAGCAGGGCCAACAAGAGAUGAAUUAGAUUUUGAGUUUUUGGGAAAUAGAACAGGGGAACCCUAUACUAUUCAGACAAAUGUGUACAAGAAUGGGACUGGUAAUAGGGAGAUGAGACAUGUUUUAUGGUUUGACCCCACUGAGGAUUUCCACAGCUAUUCCAUUCUUUGGAACCCUCACCAAAUUGUGUUUUUCGUUGAUAAGAUACCGAUAAGAGUGUUCAAAAACGCGAAUUAUACGAACAAUUUCUUCCCAAUUGACAAGCCAAUGUACUUAUUUUCAAGUAUAUGGAAUGCUGAUGAUUGGGCUACAAGGGGUGGUUUGGAGAAAACAGAAUGGAAAAAUCAACCAUUUGUUUCAAGUUACAAAGAUUUUAGUGUUGAUGGUUGUCAAUGGAAAGAUCCAUUUCCUUCUUGUGUUUCAACUACAACUAAAAAUUGGUGGGAUCAAUAUGAUGCUUGGCAUUUAUCAGGUGACCAAAAAAUGGAUUAUGCUUGGGUGCAAAGAAACCUUGUGAUUUAUGAUUAUUGUCAAGAUACCGAAAGAUUCCCUGAGAAGCCUGAGGAGUGUUGGUUAAGUCCAUGGGAAUAGUAAAUUUGAAGAUGGGUAAAAAAAAUAUUUAUGAGAGGAAGGAGUAUUUUGAUUUUUUGAUGUUGAGUUGUAUAGAUGUAUUAUUUUUGUCAUCGCUAUUGUAUUAUUGAAUUUAUUGUUAUAUUAUUGAACCCUUCAAUUUUCUA
Molecule: messenger RNA, 1119 nt
Organism: Lycium ferocissimum
Lineage: Eukaryota; Viridiplantae; Streptophyta; Magnoliopsida; Solanales; Solanaceae
Product: probable xyloglucan endotransglucosylase/hydrolase protein 8
Exons: 4
Coding region: 77-973 (298 amino acids)
Biological process (GO): cell wall biogenesis; xyloglucan metabolic process
Cellular component (GO): cell wall; apoplast
Molecular function (GO): hydrolase activity, hydrolyzing O-glycosyl compounds; xyloglucan:xyloglucosyl transferase activity
Source: RefSeq, a predicted model, not a curated record